AUGCACUUGGGUCUUCUCAUUUCCUUUGGGCUUUGGAUUGUUACAACCCUUCGCGGCCGCAAAAAAUAUCCCCUUCCUCUUCCUCCUGGUCCGAAACAGAGGCCCAUAAUUGGAAAUCUGAAGGACCUUCCGACGCCAGAUCAACAAGAUUGGAUGCACUGGCUGAAACAUAAGGAGUUAUAUGGUAAAAGAGAAUUCCUGCGUAAUAUGUAA
Molecule: messenger RNA, 213 nt
Organism: Penicillium crustosum
Lineage: Eukaryota; Fungi; Ascomycota; Eurotiomycetes; Eurotiales; Aspergillaceae
Exons: 2
Coding region: 1-213 (70 amino acids)
Source: RefSeq, a predicted model, not a curated record